CUGCGCAUUGCUGUGCUGGGUCAGUGGAGGAAUCGCGGUGGGCCCAGGUAUUUGAGGUCCGUGCAGAAAGCACAAUGUUGCAGUUCCUGAUAGGAUUUACUUUUGGGAAUCUAGUGGGAAUGUAUCUGGCUCAAAACUAUCAGAUUCCAAAUAUCUAUAAGAAGUUUGAAGAAUUCAAGAAGGAUGCAGAAACCCGAAGAAAACCACCAAAUGAUGGAUCCUGAGGUUUACAAUGGAUAAUAUUGGGAUAUCCGCAUUCAGUCACAAGCACUAUAUGGACUGGAUGCAAUAAGUAACAAACUGUUUUGGGCCCAUUUCAGUACAAAUUAUUUAGCACCAAUUAAGCAAUCAGUAAAUUUGUUCUGAGUCACCAGUAUUUAUAUUACUGAUGAGCUAUUGUUUUCAUCCAGUUGGGAUUUAAUACUACUUUUAUUUGUGUAGCCAAUUUAAUAUUUGAUGGGAUGUCAAUUUUAGUUAGUGGAACUAAAUUGUGACUGAAGGUCUGUGCUGAAAAGCCAGUAAUGACCUCAUGAACUCUAUGUUGACUCUGCUGUGCUGCUCUUUGUAUAUUGAGAACAGUGUCUUUUAAUUAAAAAUUACAAUCUAA
Molecule: messenger RNA, 607 nt
Organism: Hemiscyllium ocellatum (epaulette shark)
Lineage: Eukaryota; Metazoa; Chordata; Chondrichthyes; Orectolobiformes; Hemiscylliidae
Gene: stmp1
Product: short transmembrane mitochondrial protein 1
Exons: 3
Coding region: 75-224 (49 amino acids)
Source: RefSeq, a predicted model, not a curated record